Helianthus annuus (common sunflower) is the source of this 882-nucleotide messenger RNA. RefSeq lists its product as uncharacterized. The transcript has a single exon. NCBI's taxonomy places the organism in Eukaryota, Viridiplantae, Streptophyta, Magnoliopsida, Asterales, Asteraceae. The coding region runs from base 1 to 882 and encodes 293 amino acids. The record is from RefSeq and is a predicted model, not a curated record.
AUGAAUCAUGGAGGUAACCACAACGGACCACCACCAGGAGGUAACCAUAACGGACCACCACCAGGAGGUAACCACGACAGGCCACCUCUCGGAAAUAAUGUUAACCCUCCUGUUAGCAUCCAUCAAUGGCUUGCACACUUCCAAAAACAAAAGCCAAAAUCAUUUAGUACUGCUACUACACCAGUUGAGGCGGAAAACUGGAUCGCUCAUAUCGAGAAAUUGUUUGAAGUGUUGGGUGUUGAUGAUGUGUUCAAAGUCAGGCUUGCUACUUAUAAAUUGGAGGACGAUGCUCAUAGGUGGUGGAAGAUUUUCAAAAGUUCUCAUGGAGGAGAUAAUUACACAGCUACACUGUCAUGGGAUGAGUUUCGCUCAUUGUUUUAUCAGCAGUAUUUCACUGAUGCUGAUCGUAGUGAAUAUCUGAGAGAGUAUUCAUCCAUCAUGCAGAGAAAUGAUGAGCCUAUCAUGGAAUUUAAGAACCGUUUUUGUCGCUUGGUUAGUUUUCUAGGCCCCGCCGCUGGCACGAUAGAGCAGCAGACAAACACUUUCAAGUGGGCUAUAUGUGACCGAGAUAGGAAGUUUAUCCUGAAUCUUCGUUUCAAUGACAUUAAUGAGAUUAUUGACGUGGUUAAGAACUUGGAUAACGAUAAGAAGCAUCGUCAGAAGGCGUUUGAUGAUAACCGCAAACGCCCAAGGGAAAAUAAUCAGGAUCACUCUUCUUUUCACGCUGGAAACGAUCAGUCCUUGGCACCCCGAGACCGUAAACAUCGUUCUGAUAAGAAUUUCAACAAUCAGUCAGGAAAUGGGGGAAUCGAAAUCAAAAUCAUAAGCCUGCACAGAACCAGACACAACAUAAUCAGGCCCCCACUAGAGCACAACCACUGA